Molecule: messenger RNA, 1723 nt
Organism: Xiphophorus hellerii (green swordtail)
Lineage: Eukaryota; Metazoa; Chordata; Actinopteri; Cyprinodontiformes; Poeciliidae
Gene: elovl8a
Product: ELOVL fatty acid elongase 8a
Exons: 7
Coding region: 1-825 (274 amino acids)
Biological process (GO): sphingolipid biosynthetic process; fatty acid elongation, polyunsaturated fatty acid; fatty acid elongation, monounsaturated fatty acid
Cellular component (GO): endoplasmic reticulum membrane
Molecular function (GO): fatty acid elongase activity
Source: RefSeq, a predicted model, not a curated record
AUGCUCAUGUGCUCAUCCCAGGGUAGCAAUGCUGUCACCAAGUGGCAGAAACUCCAAUUAUUCUACCAAGGCAUUCUGGAAAAUGGAGACAAAAGGACAGACAAUUGGCUGCUGGUCUACUCCCCUGUGCCAAUUACCUGUAUAUUCCUGUGCUACCUGAUCACUGUAUGGGCGGGGCCAAAGCUGAUGGCGAACAGGCGGCCCGUCAACCUCAAACCCGUCCUGGUUGUUUACAAUUUUGCCAUGGUCUGCCUGUCUGCCUACAUGUUCUACGAGUUCACAGCAUCAUCUUGGUUGGCCGGUUACAGUUUGUUGUGCCAGCCGGUCGACUACAGCAACAAUCCACUGGCUCUACGGAUGGCCAGAGUUUGCUGGUGGUUUUACUUCUCUAAAGUCAUAGAGCUCAGUGACACGAUAUUUUUCAUUCUGCGGAAGAAGAACAGUCAGCUGACAUUCCUCCACGUCUAUCACCAUGCGACCAUGAUCUUUAACUGGUGGGCCGGGGUUAAAUAUGUAGCCGGGGGUCAGUCUUUUCUGAUUGGUCUGAUCAACACCCUGGUCCACAUAGUCAUGUAUUUGUACUACGGGCUCGCCGCUCUAGGGCCACACAUGAAUAAGUAUCUGUGGUGGAAGCGAUACCUCACUUCUCUGCAGCUGCUGCAGUUUUUCAUCGUCACCACGCACACCGCCUACAACCUGCUUGUCGACUGCAACUUCCCCGACUCCAUGAACGCUGUCGUGUUGGCCUAUUCGCUCAGCCUCAUCGUUCUCUUCAGUAACUUUUACUGCCAAAGCUACCUCACAAAGAAGACCAAAAGCACUUAAGGGACACAAGGGAUGAAAAGAAUAAUCAAGUCAAAGAGAAAAGAAACUGUCUUAAACCAAGGAAACGUGCCAGAAGAGCCAACAGUCGGAUAUGGCCGAAGCUUGAGACGACACAGACUGGAUAUUGAUACAGAGUUCUGUAUUCUACGGUACCACUCUGAUGCUAUAUUUUGAAUAUGGUAAUCACUGGGCAAUCAUUGGAAGAGGCUUUCUAGUAAAAGUUCAAGUCUCACCAUUGAUCUUAAAAUUGCCCCAAAAAAUCCUUUGUUGGACACACACAGGUAAUAUUUUCAGGUGUUGUACCUUAAAUGACAUCUAAUGCUUGAUGUAUUUAAACAUAUGGUCAAUGUUUAAGUGAAACUACUCAGUAGUAUUUCUGACUUCUUUAUUGGCCCCCGUUGUUUAAACUGGCCUAUGCACUUGAUUGUGAUUGUGUGUUAAAUAUUGAUGCCAAGUCACAUUGAGGAUAAAUACUUUAUUUUGAGAAAAUACUAAAUAUAAUACUUUUCAAAUUCCUUUGAACCCUAUUAAACUAACUCAUUCUCAGAUUGAGGAACAAGAUUUUUGUCACUUUCUCUCUCAAAACACUUGCUAUAAUUAUCCAAGUUCAACCAACAGAUUCUCUUGGAACCAAUGCUACUGACACUAAAUUUGGUUCCUUUAAGGGGACAAAAGGGUUUUAAACAAAAGGUGAUUUGGAUGCAGCAAAGUCGGCUUUCCAGUCAAAAUCUCUGGAUAGACGUGUUUCUAGUUAUCAUUGGUUAUAAAAAGGCAAAUACUUUGUGCUGUACUUUGUAUUUUCCAUGGUAAGAGAAUUGUGUCGGUAAUAACUUUAUCCUGAUUAAAAAUAAAAAGUCUCCAUCUGUAUUUGCAUGCUGGACAGGCCAAAUUUGUGGGG